This is a messenger RNA of Jatropha curcas, 1333 nucleotides long. RefSeq names its product calcium uniporter (DUF607). Gene Ontology annotation, cellular component: uniplex complex. NCBI's taxonomy places the organism in Eukaryota, Viridiplantae, Streptophyta, Magnoliopsida, Malpighiales, Euphorbiaceae. Gene Ontology annotation, biological process: mitochondrial calcium ion homeostasis; calcium import into the mitochondrion. The record is from RefSeq and is a predicted model, not a curated record. Gene Ontology annotation, molecular function: calcium channel activity; uniporter activity.
GCAACCGUUUCCACUCGAUUUUAAACGUCAAAGCUUCCAAUUUUUUGGAAAACAAAAGCUCUCUCUCUCUCUCUGUAUUAUUUUGUUUCUUUCAAUAGAUUUCUCUUUGCUUAACAAUGGCGUUCAAGAAAACACUAGCUGAGCGUCUUUUCAAAAUCUCUAAAAUAUCGAAUCAGUCUCUAACAAAUUGUCGUAUUUCCUCUCCCGCCGUCCAGAACCGAAUCCCUCAAAACCCUAGCAAAACCAACAUUGCUCCGGAUCCAGGAGAUAAUGGAAUAUUCAGGCGUCUGUUCCACAAGAGAGCCAUGUUCCAGCCGCCUACCUCGCCGGAGAUCCGCUCGAUACAAGUCGGAGAAAAUCUCAUCCAGAAACUUAAAGCGUUUGACAUUGCGAAGGAUAGGAUUAGGUUGGACGGCUUGAUACCGCCGGCGAUCAAAGAUUUCAAUGGAUCUCCGGUGGAGAGGGAGCCGGUGAAGGAAGACUUAACGGUGGAGGAUGCAAGAAAGCUACUAAAGGCGGCGCAAUUGGAAAUUGUGAAAUCGAGGCUGAGAGGGAUGGAAGAAAGCAAGAUAUCUUAUUCUGAGUUCGUUCGGAUCUGUGGAGAAGGCGGUGCGGAUACGGCACAAGGAAUUCGGGUUGCAAAAACCCUCGAUGAAUCGGGAACCGUAAUCGUCUUGGGGAAUACCGUGUUCAUCAAACCGGAGCAGGUACUAAAAGUGAUCGGAGGACUAAUUCCAUUACCAGCAAGAACAACAAGCCUCAACGAUCCAGGAAGAAAGGAGCUAGAAGAAAUGGAGAAGCAAAAGGCUACAAUUGACAGGAAAGCUGAUACUCUUGUUCGCCGUGAGCUAUGGCUCGGGCUUGGCUAUUUCGUUGUCCAAACAGCCGCGUUCAUGAGAUUGACGUUUUGGGAACUCUCAUGGGAUGUGAUGGAACCGAUUUGCUUCUAUGUCACUUCCAUGUAUUUCAUGGCGGGCUACGCUUUCUUUCUGAGGACAUCAAAGGAACCUUCUUUUGAAGGAUUUUACCAAAGUAGAUUUGAUGUCAAGCAGAAAAAGCUAAUGGAGAACCAUAAUUUUGAUUUGAAGAGGUAUAAUGAGCUUCGAAGAAUUUGUUAUCCCUCUUCGACGACGGCGGCGAACAUUAUUUCAUUUGAUCAAUCAGAAAAGAGUUAUGCAAAUUAGGAAAACAUAGAAGAGCAGUAUGCAAUUUUGUUUAGAAUUUAGUUGCGGCUUCCUGUAACCUGAUCUGGAGAGUGUAUUUUCGUUAAUUUUUUACCCUCAUUUGCAAUAUACUAUAUACAUAAAUAUAACUCCAAUUUUCUAACAUAAAA